This is a messenger RNA of Sciurus carolinensis (gray squirrel), 8172 nucleotides long. Its product is annotated as chondroitin sulfate proteoglycan 4-like. Bases 116 to 7312 code for a protein of 2398 amino acids. The record is from RefSeq and is a predicted model, not a curated record. NCBI's taxonomy places the organism in Eukaryota, Metazoa, Chordata, Mammalia, Rodentia, Sciuridae. The transcript is spliced from 10 exons.
GUUGGAGGCGGCGUCCCCCGGCCGGGUUCCGGAGCGCGGCGGCCGGCGGGACGGGGAGGGGGCGUGCAGGUAGCUCGGCCUCUGCCUGGGAGCGAGCGCGGGCCGCCGCGGCGGGAUGGGGCGGCUGGGGGCCCGCCGCCUUGUCCUGCUCGCCGCCUGCCUGGGGCUCUGCGGGGCGCUCGGAGCUUCUUUUUAUGGUGAAAGCUAUGUGGCGCUCAACAUCAUUGAAGUUUCCUCUGAGCUAUCUCUUGAAUUAAAAUUUCAAACCAACAAACCACAGGGGUUACUUUUUCUUGCUGCUGGGAAAAAUGACUAUUGUGUAAUAGAACUUCUAGCAGGAACCUUACGGGUGAGAGCGCAUUUGGGUACAGGUGAACAAGUGCUCCUUUCUGAGCAAAGAGUUCAUAUGGACGAUUUGGUUUGGCAUUCGGUGGCACUGUACUAUGUUAAAGAUAGUAUUUCCUUGGUUGUUGACAAACAUUAUGAGACAGCUAGCCAAAUAUCUGAUGGGAUGCAUAAUUCGAACUUUCACCAUGGAAUCUACAUAGGAGGCCACGGGGGACUCAGUGUGCCUUACCUAGAUGGAAAGAUCCCCAACUUCCGGGGAUGUAUGGAGGAUGUCAAAUUUAACCAAAGGGAGAUCCUUAUGUCCCUCAGAUCUUACCCUGGUUUUAAGAAGGUUUAUGAGGUUUCACUAGGGUGCAACGAUGAGUUUUUUGCAGGGGAGGAUGAAGCCAUCAAUUUCUUUAGCUCUAGAUCCUAUGUCACCUUCCCAGAAUGGAAAGUGCAAGGGGGAGGGCUAUUGGAAUUUGCUUUGCAAACUGGAACCCAACAAGCCUUGCUUUUAUUUCAAUCAGGUAGGGAAGGGGAUUUUGUUGCUUUGGAAAUACAUGAAGGUGUACUGAAGGCUUAUGUAGGAAGAAGUGAAAACAAAACUCAGUUUUCUUCUUUUAGCUUAGUUAGUGACAAUGAAUGGCAUGCUAUUCAACUCAAAUUCAGGGAAAGAUAUAUGGACUUAGUGGUAGAUGAACACAGGGUGAGGACUUUGCUGCCUUUGCAAAGCAAACCAUUUGUGUCCAAAGGCCCCCUCUUUGUGGGAGGUCUUGAUACUCAAAUGUGGGAAAAAGUGAAGAGGUUAGAACUGGCCUCUGUGCUUAGAAAAUCUGCUCAAGGAAUCUCUUUGAAGGGGUGCAUAAGAGACUUUGUAACCAACUCAGAAAAGAGAGCACUAAGGGACGCCCUCAUUUCCAAAGAUAUUUCUGUUGGAUGCAAAACCAAGAGUGUUGAUAAUGCUGAUCCUCCUAUGACAGUGACAGAAACCCUGCUUCAGUCAGAAGUUUCCCCUUCCACUGCAGACCCUGGGACCAUCAAGCCUUUCAUCCAAGACGAAAGUAGCCAUUUUCUGGUUUUGAAUAACAUGGAGGUCCAAGAAGGUGGACGAGCCCUACUGGAACAAAGGCAUAUAGACAUAAAUGAGGAACUCAAGGAUUUGGAAGUCAAUUAUUCUCAAAUACUGUUUAAAAUAGAAGAAAUGCCUGUUCAUGGAUUCCUUCAAUUAGAUGUUUCACCUGAGCCACAAAUGGAGAAGGCUUUUACUAUGUUGGAUUUGUGGCAAGGAAAAGUAUGGUAUGUGCAUGAUGGUUCAGAGGAACCUAUGGAUCAUUUCACAUUUUUGGUCUCUUUCCAUGGCAAGAAGGAAAUGCCAUCGUACCUGCAGAACCACAUUCCAUAUGUGUUUAACAUUAUUGUCAUUCCAGUGAACGAUCCCCCAUCCCUUAAACUCCAGGAAGGAAAUUUGCUGGUCCUGUUUGAGAACGCGAAGAAACCACUGACCCCAAAUAUAAUACAGGUGUCAGAUCCUGACACGGUUCCUUCGAGUCUUAGUUUUUCAGUUCUUGGCAGCUUCAAUUCAGAAGCUGGAUUUUUAGAAAAUGUUAAUUAUCCUGGGAGACCCAUUAAUGGCUUUACACAUGUGGAUUUAAGAGAUGGCAACAUUUUCUACGUGCACAGGGGUCAUCGAAACUCUCGGAUUGUUCUGAGAGCAAGUGAUGGUGAGCUGGUUAGCAAUACAGCUGUGUUACGAGUCAUGGCUGUUCCUUGGGACUUUGAAGUGGCCAAUAGGACUGGUGUGGUUGUAUCACAGGGGGGCUCCAUUCUGAUUACACGGAAUAACUUGUCAGUGGAGGUUAAUGGUGAACGACCCGAGAUGGAGACUCGGUAUGACAUCACACACCCACCACAGUUUGGCCAGAUUCAGCUUCGGGGGUUGAACGGAGAAUGGAAACAAGUUAGGACCUUUUCUCAGCGUUCCAUUGAUCGGGGUAGGGUCUGGUACUAUAGUACAUUCCGAGAACUGCAGCAAGAAAAUGUUUCUGAUCACUUUAAAUUUAAAGUUAGCAUAGAAGGAAAAGUCAGCAAAGAGCUCAUAUUUCCUGUGACCAUACAAUGGCUAAAAUUUACACUUCUGAAAAAUGUUCCUCUAGAGGUCAGUAACACAAACAAGCAAAUACUGAAUUCUGAUCAUUUGCAGGCUGCAACACAGGGUGUGGAAGUAGCCAAGAGGGAGCUACAUUUUAAGUUACUGACCCCACCUAAGAAAGGAAAAUUGCUACGUGGCAAGAAAGUUCUCAAAACAAACUCAAUCUUCAGCCAAAAAGAUAUUACAGACUCCAAGAUAAGUUAUGAACCUCAGGAGAGACCAAGGGAAGACUCACAGGAUUGUUUUAGGUUUUUGAUGAUUGCAAAACACAUAGAAUCAAAUGACUAUACUUUCAGAAUAAACUUUAAAACAGAUAGAACACACAUCAUUUUAACAAACAAAGGAUUGCUUGUAAAAGAAGGAGAAGGGAAGUUAAUUACAAAAUCUGAAUUAUUUGUUCAAACCUUGGACAAUCAGAUCUUCCAAUACAAAGUUACCAAGGGUCCUCAACAUGGAAAACUGAAAUUGAUGAACUCUUCCGAUUCUCUGAAAAGUAAUGACAGUAUCACUACAUUCACUGAUCAAGACAUAGCAGGUGAACAGCUGAUGUAUAUUCAUGAUGACUCUGAGACCCAGUGGGAUGAAUUCUUUCUUGUGGCCUCUGCCAAAGGUUCAGGCCAAGAGGGAGUGGCCAGGGAUCCUGACUUGGAGCAAUUGUCUACAGAAAUCAAAGUCACUGUCUCUGUUGAGUUAAAGAAUGAUGAGAGGCCAGUGCGCGUGGUAGAUAAGGUCUUCCACGUCGUGCGGAAUGGCCAGCGCUUGCUGACGCUGGAAGAUCUCUGUUACCAUGACCCUGACUUAGAUUUUGAUGACGUGCAGUUGCUCUACACCCGGCGGGGCAUCCCAAAUGGGGAUUUGGUACGAACCAGCGACCCCACUCAGAAACUCUACCAGUUCAGGCAGGAAGACCUGCGGGAUGGACAUGUGCUCUUCAGGCACUGGGGGGCAGACUCUGCCCGCUUCCUACUGUUAGUGACUGAUGGUGUCCAUUACACGUCAUCCCUUCUUGAGGUCAGUGUGUCAGACCCCUUUGUCCAGAUAGCCAAUAACACAGGGCUGCUUGUCCAGAGAGGAAAGGACAGCUGCCUCAGCACAGCCAACCUGAGUGUCACCACAAACCAAGAUGUCAGAACAGAUCUUGAGGUCGAAUUCCACGUUAUGUGGCCCCCAAAACACGGCAGAGUCCUGGUCAACAAUUCUGUGUCCCAUUCAUUUUCCCAGCAUGACCUGAAGCAAGGACAAGUGGUCUAUAGGCAUGAUGGCAAUGGCAACUUUGACGUGUUCAACCUGACAGUGAAAGUUAAAGAUACACAUUUGGAAGUGAGUGUCUGUGUUCAGGUGUGUUUAGAUGGUCAGCACCCUCACACCCAGGUUCUGCACAGCAAGACCCUUGUAGUUGAAGAAGGAAAACGAGUAAAACUGAAUAGAAGGUGGCUCCAGGCUGGAAAUGAAGCCAAUAGUCCCUCAGAGACAGUGUUCAUAGUCAGUUCUCCACCAAGGCAUGGAUACCUCCAAAUACCUGAACCAGAAGAUGGUAACUUGGGUGCAGACAAAAAGUCCGCUUUGAGGUUUACACAACGGGAUGUUGAUGAUGGCAGGGUUCUUUAUGUGCAGACAGCGCCCGACCAACAGCAGGAUCGUUUUUCCCUAGAUGUGAUAAAUGGUUCCCAAGUGGUGAGCGCAGUGGAAAUUCUGUUGGAUAUUGUCCCUAAGUGGAUUCCUCUGGAGGUACAAAAUUUCACAGUCCAAGAAGGAGGAUCCAAAGCACUUCUGGAAGAUGACCUCAAAAUUUCAAACAAGUAUUUUGAGGGAUUUGACUGUGAAUUUGUUCUACUUGAAUCACCAAAACAUGGUUAUGUUCAAAGUUCUGAUUUUCCAAGAGUAAAGCUAAUGAAAUUUACCAGGAAACAGGUGGAAAAGGAACUGAUUUACUAUGUUCAUGAUGAUAGUGAGGAGCUUCUUGAUAAUUUCACCAUCUUUGCAAGUAGUUCAGAGCUUGGAAAGCAGAGUCUGCCCCAAACCCUUUUUGUGACUGUUGAAUCUGUAAAUGACAAAGCUCCAGUAAUAACAGCCAAUAAGAUCCUCCAGGUGUGGGUGGAUUCUAUCACAGAAGUGACAAGAGGUGAACUCUGUGCAGAAGAUGGGGAUUCCUCCCCACAGGACCUGGUCUACUGGGUCACUCCACCCAGCAAUGGUCACCUGGCUGUCAAGUCCUUUCCUGGAAGCAGCAUCCGGAACUUCACCCAGGCUCAAAUCAACAAGGGCCAACUAGUGUUUGUACACUCUGGAGCAAUGUCAGGAGGCUUUAGUUUUCAGGUUACUGAUGGUCUGAACUUUGCACCUCGGCAAAUCUUUAGCAUCACUGCUCGUAUCUUGGUCAUUAGCUUAGAAGUCAACAGAGGACUGAGCAUCUUUCCAGGUUCCGUGAAGCCUCUUUCAUCUCGUGACCUGAAAGCUGUGACUAAUGAUGUAGACAAUGCAGGAAACAGAUCUAUAAUUUUCACAGUUGUAAGUUCCCCUAGACUUGGGAGGUUGCUGCGAAUGAACUCUGACAACAGCACUGAGGAGGUUUCCGUUUUUACCCAAUAUCUGGUCAGUGAAGGGCUGAUAUUAUACCAGCAUAUGGAUCGUGUGAACCCAGGUUGGACUGCAGAAGACUCCUUUACGUUCACAGUGUCCUCUCCACCUGCAGCAGCCCUAGGUCCCAAGGAGUUCCUCAUUAGCAUUUCAUAUGAAAUUGAUGAGCCCGGUCGGCAGAGCUGCCUGCUCAAAAACACAGGAGCUGCUGUCAAGGAGGGAGACAAAGUUCUAAUUGACCAAUCUAAGUUAGAUGCUUCCAACCUCUUAUUUAAACUCCCUGAAUCUCAGCGCUCUUCCUAUGAAAUUUGGUUCCAGGUUAUAUCUCUUCCUUAUCAUGGAACCAUUAUGGUUGGAGAAAGAAACAUUACCAAAGGAAAACCUAAUUUUUCCCAGUCUCUAAUUAAUAAAUUUGGAAUCAUGUACCUUCACGAUGACUCUGAAUCACUGGCUGAUAGUUUUACCUUUGCUGUUUGGCCAAAUGAAAAAAGUAAGUCUGUCAACAAGCCAGAGACUGACUUCAUUGAAGAGAUGUUUAACAUCACCGUCACUCCGGUGAAUGAUCAGGCACCAGAAUUAAAGACAAAAGGACUUCGGAGGAAAGUUCUGCAGGGCAGUAGGUUGGUUGUGGGAUCUGAAAUCCUAAAAGUGGAAGAUCUAGACAACCCCCCCGAUGAGAUCAGAUAUACAAUCAUCCGUAACCCCAAUAAUGGCUUUUUGGCAAUGGCUUACCAUCCAGACACACCUGUUCAUCAAUUUACACAAGCUGACAUUGAUGACUCUCAGGUGUUGUUCAUACAAGAUGGAAGCCCGUCCUCUGGAGUGUUUUACUUUAGUGUGACUGAUGGUGAACACCGCCCUCUCUACAAGCUCUUCCACCUGGAUGUCAUACCCAUUUUCAUCACCCUUGUGAACCUCACAGACCUUCUUGUCCCACAAGGCCAGACAACCGUCCCUAUCACCAAGGCUCACCUGUCAGCAGUGACAAAUGGAAGGAGCCCCCAGAUCAUUUACUGGAUAACACAGCCUCUCCAACAUGGGCACCUGCUGAUUGAAAACCAGGUGGUCACCAGCUUUGGACAGGAGGAUCUGGAUUCAGGAAGACUAUCCUACCACAUGACAAACCUCACGGCCUCAGAGGACCAGCUACAGUUCUCACUGUUUACACCAGAAAGCAACCUGACAGGACAAACCCUGGGCAUCAGAGUGCAGCCAUUACUGUGGGUUACGUCAAAUCUGAAAAUUGUCAACGGGGUGGCUCAUCAGCUGAGAAGAAAGGACCUUGAUGCUACUGAGCUCGCUAACAUGACCAACAGUGAUCCCAGAUUUGAAGUGACAGAGCCCCCUGUCCAUGGGAGACUUGUACGAAGACUGGCUCGCAGCACUAUGAUGGAAGACGCAGCUCUCUUCACUCAGAGGGACAUUGACCAAGGGCUGUUGGUGCUUGAUCCACACGCCAAUCUAUCAGGCACAGACAUGCUGAACGAUUCCUUCACUUUCUUGCUCAGGGCAGAUCAUGUACAGCCAGCAAUCGGGUACCUCCCCUUCACCAUCGUGCCACCUGCCCCCUGGCUUCUGCAGACUUUUGCACCAGAUGUUCCUUUACUAGUCAAUGGUGAUAACCUUGUGACCUCAGUUCUCUUGCAGAAAAAGUCUGUGGUUUCUUCAGGACCUGUGCCACUGACACAGAUGGAAACUCUGGGGAAGCUGACCCAGACUAGAUGGCACGGAGCAGAUCCCUGGGUACGACACAGUGGCGAAGAGCCAAGUUUGGAUGACAAGGUCUUUCCUACCAGAGUCAUUUGGCCACCUGCUGCUACCAAAAUUGACCCUGCAGCACCCACUCAGCUCAAAGAAAGCAGUUACCCUCUGUUGGUCAUUAUACCCUUGGCUGCAGUGUUCCUGCUGCUAACAGUGACAGUGGUGGCCUUGUGUGUCUGGCUGCUGGGCCAGAGAGAAGAAAAGGCAAAACCUCUUAUCAAGCCCCAGGCCGACCUAGAACCACCAAUCCCAAGUUGUAGGCCAGAAAGGAGCAGAACAGUUCCCACUGUCACGGUGACACCCCUCAUAAAAAGCUCCAGCAGUCCCCCAGCCAGUCUUUUCAGGGCUCCGCCAUGUGAACAUAUGGCCUCUCCAGUGGCUGAGCCAAUGGGAAGAUGUGCUCCUUGGGAGACAUGGAAGAACCUGGAUCCCGACAUGAUCAAGCUCUGCCGACAAACCAACCCAACGCUGAAGCACAACCAGUACUGGGUGUAGACUGAGGGCUGUGUUUUUAUUGACCACCUACUUAUGUAACAGGUACUAGGAUAGGGACUCAAAGAAAAAGAAAGAAAGAAACCUGGCCUCACUAGCCCCUGGCUGUCAGGACUCUAUGGUUGGAUGUUGGUGGGUGUUCAUUGUAACUUCUGUGCAGCACACAGAGGCUUUCCACACAGGCUUUGUACAUCCUCUGCUGGACCCGACUUACCCAGCACAUAUAAGCUCUUGUCAAUAUUUAAACCCUUUACCAAGGUGCUACUGAAUGUAUUGUACUGAAAAACAGUAGUGUUAAUGGGACAUGGAGUUAAAGGAAGGAAAGCUUUGAAUAUUUUUCUUGAGGAUUCCCUCUCUCUGAGUGAGUUAGCAGGAAGUGCAAGAACCACUUCAGCAGUAGAAGAGGUAAUUUAUCACAUCAGUGAGUCUGUUUAGGUAGUGUUUUUUCUGUAAUGCCUUCUCCCUGGAGUCCCUAGGUUUGUUUUCCUAAUGCAGGAAAGGCAGUGAUGGUCCAGAUAGGGGGUCCUCCCUUGAAGAUAUUCACUAAAUGUGUUGUGUUUCAUCAAAGAAUUUCUCUCUUCUGACUUGUAAAAUCAAGCCUAACAGUAGUAGAAAUACUAUUUGAAGCUGUAAGGGACAAAAAAGUUUGUUGAAUGCUUUUGUGACGCCUCAAUUUGGUAUUACUUUAUAAUGAAUUGAAAUAAUGACAAAAUUGUAUUUGAAUUCUCUAAUUGCACUCACCAUGGCCAAUUCAAAUACUAGUUUCUGUAACUGUAAAGUGAAGAUAUUGGUACUUCUACGAGUACUUGCUUUGGGCUUCCAAUCACAAAGACCUCCACUAUCAAUGUUUUAUGUUGGGGAUU